This is a messenger RNA of Thalassophryne amazonica, 1609 nucleotides long. RefSeq names its product solute carrier family 22 member 13-like. NCBI's taxonomy places the organism in Eukaryota, Metazoa, Chordata, Actinopteri, Batrachoidiformes, Batrachoididae. Gene Ontology annotation, molecular function: transmembrane transporter activity. Gene Ontology annotation, cellular component: membrane. The record is from RefSeq and is a predicted model, not a curated record. The coding region runs from base 1 to 1545 and encodes 514 amino acids. The transcript has 9 exons. Gene Ontology annotation, biological process: transmembrane transport.
AUGAGUAACUUUGAGCAUAUUCUCAAGGAAAUUGGAUCAUUUGGUUUAUUUCAGAAAUAUUUAGUCUUUGCAUUGUGCAUCAUCAACGUAUUUUCAGGAUUUGACAUUUUUAGUCAGGUGUUUACAGGUUUGAAUUUUCUACACCACUGUAACACUGACUGGAUCUUGGACCAUGGCCCCAACUUAACCUCUGAAAGACAAAAAAAUCUCACACUGCCAGUGGAUGAAUAUGGAAAGUUUGAAAGCUGUAAAAUGUUCACACCUGUGAAUUUGAGUUUGGAAACCAUUGAAGCCUUUGGGAUUAACACUACAAAAGAAUGUAUAAAUGGAUGGAAUUAUGAGACACCCCCAGGUGCCUCCAGCAUUGUGACAGAGUUUGAGCUCGUGUGUGAUAGCAGUAGUUUGAUUGAGGCAUCACAGUCUGUCUACAUGGCAGGUAUUCUGGUUGGAUCAUUAGUGUCUGGAGCAAUUUCUGACAGGUUUGGUCGACGCUGUUCCAUUCUACUUUCAGUGAGUUCCCAAAUAUUGUUCGGUGUGGGUGCUGCUUUCUCACCCAACAUCUACAUUUAUAUGGUUAUGAAAUUUUUCUCGGGAUCUUCAGGAGCUGUCAUUCCAGUAUUAACAUCUGUAAUGGCGGUGGAGUGGACUGAUCCAUCCAAGGGUGCUCUUUGUAUUUGUGCAUUAUCCAUUUUUUUCUCUCUUGGACUGAUACUGUUGUCUGGAAUUGCCUACAUUGUCCACAACUGGAGGAUCCAACAGUUGGUGCUCUUUUGUCCUCUUGUCCUUGUGCUGGGAUUCCUCUUCUGGUUUCUCCCAGAAUCAUCUCGCUGGCUUUUGACUCAGGGCAGAAAGGAGGACGCUCACAAGCAGCUUCAGAAAGCAGCCAGGAUGAAUAAGAGAGAGAUUCCACAAGAUGUGCUGGAUAAUAUGGAACUGGAGGGUGCACAGAAACAAGGUUCCAUGUUGGACAUCUUUCGGACCUCCUAUUUGAGAAAACGUUCUGCAAUAAUGGGCUGUAACUGGUUUGCAUCGAGUCUACUGUACUAUGGACUGAGCCUGAAUGUCGGAGGUUUUGGUCUGAACAUCUACCUCACACAGUUCAUCUUUGGUUUAGUUGAAACUCCAGCCUACCUGGCAUAUUUGGUUUCAACUCAGUACCUUGGAAGGAGACCAAGUCAAGCAGGCUACAUGCUCAUUGGGGGCGUUGUUUGCCUUUUGAUCCUUGCUGUUCCAGAGGACCUCCCUGUGGUGGUAACGGUCAUCGCUGUUCUGGGAAAAUUCUCUGCAACUGCCGGUUUCGGUACAGCUUACAUUUAUACUGCAGAACUCUACCCUACCUUUGUUAGGAAUAGUGGUUUUGGCCUAAACUCCAUGUGUGCACGUGUGGCGGGCAUCCUUGCUCCACUCAUCAGACUGCUGGAGGUCUACCAUUACACCAUCCCCAUGCUGACAUAUGGGAUCAUCCCAAUUAUUGCUGGAGGUUUGGCUUUGUUACUGCCCGAGACCCUCAAUGUUGAACUUCAAGACCACAUUGAACUGAAAUAAGCUCAAGAGUUAUUGUAGCAUAAAAAAACAUGCUGUAAUGGAACAAAUGGAUAAAUACUCAAGA